Trichechus manatus latirostris (Florida manatee) is the source of this 6569-nucleotide messenger RNA. RefSeq names its product DnaJ heat shock protein family (Hsp40) member B6 (gene DNAJB6). Gene Ontology annotation, molecular function: Hsp70 protein binding. Lineage: Eukaryota; Metazoa; Chordata; Mammalia; Sirenia; Trichechidae. Bases 324 to 1322 code for a protein of 332 amino acids. The transcript has 9 exons. The record is from RefSeq and is a predicted model, not a curated record.
GAGCGCGGAGAAUCUUCGGGAAGGCGGCGAGGUGGGGGCGGAGCUGAGGACGAGCUCUAACCCCGAGACCGCGUCAGCAGAUGGACGCCUCCGCGGAUUAAUGGCUGGGCGGAAGUCAAGCGUCACCCGACGCGUGACGUAUUUCCUGUUUGUUGUUGGAGAAAGGGAGAGAAAGGAAAGCGCGAGAAAUCGCCGCCGCCGCCUCCACCAGUAUCAGCUGUGCGGUACCUGAAAGGAGACCACGGGCUCCACUGACCAGCCUCUGCUCCUCCCUGUCGCUGGCUGGCAACCUUCUCGGGACUUGUUCCAACAUCUGUUAAAACAUGGUGGAUUACUAUGAAGUUCUAGGCGUGCAGAGACAUGCCUCAGCUGAGGAUAUUAAAAAGGCGUAUCGUAAAUUGGCACUGAAGUGGCAUCCUGAUAAAAAUCCUGAGAAUAAGGAAGAAGCAGAGAGAAAAUUCAAACAAGUAGCUGAGGCGUAUGAGGUGUUAUCAGAUGCUAAAAAACGGGACAUCUAUGACAAAUACGGCAAAGAAGGAUUAAAUGGUGGAGGUGGAAGUCAUUUUGGUAGGCCAUUUGAGUUUGGCUUCACAUUCCGUAAUCCAGAUGAUGUCUUCAGGGAAUUUUUUGGUGGAAGGGACCCAUUUUCAUUUGACUUCUUUGAAGAUCCAUUUGAGGACUUUUUUGGAAAUCACAGAGGUCCCCGUGGAAGCCGGAGCAGAGGCACAGGAUCCUUUUUCUCUGCCUUCAGUGGGUUUCCAUCUUUUGGAGGUGGAUUUUCUUCUUUUGAUACAGGAUUUACUUCAUUUGGUUCACUGGGUCACGGGGGCCUUACUUCAUUCUCUUCCACAUCAUUUGGUGGUAGUGGGCUGGGCAACUUCAAAUCUAUAUCAACUUCUACUAAGAUGGUUAAUGGCAGAAAAAUCACCACAAAGAGAAUUGUUGAGAAUGGUCAAGAAAGAGUAGAAGUUGAAGAAGAUGGCCAGUUAAAGUCCUUAACAAUAAAUGGUGUGGCAGACGAAGACGCCUUUGCAGAAGAAUGCAGGCGAAGAGGACAAAAUGCCCUGCCCUCUCAGCCAGCUGGUGUCCGCUCGCUGAAGUCUCACAGACCUGCCACCUUACCCAAACAUGGCUCUCACUAUAUUUGUGAGGACGAUGAUGAGCAAGAUAGACCUCGGGUCACCAGCAGCUGGGAUCCCUCCGUUUUUUCAGCAGGUGUGCAAAGGGAAACUAACGUGGAGCAUACAAAAAGUGAUACUUCCCUUAAUUCACAAGGAAAAAGAGGACAGAAAGCAUCCCUGUGCUGUUGUGUUCUGACCUGAGCAGGGUGAGAUCGGGGGGAUGUUGUGGGGGAAGAGCAGGUCAAAGGCUGGUUAGAACAAGACUGGGUAGGAAGUUUGUAUGCUCUUGCUCACCCAUCUCCAGGAUAUCCUUGAAGUAAUCUUUAACCUCAGUGGCUCAAAGCUUCCCCCACAAUUAAAAUAGGGUCACAGUCUUCUUUGUGUAUGAACUGUAUUGUUGUCCUGGGCAAAGGUGCUGAUUUUACCUUAAAUGCUCCCAGAUUCUGCAUUUUAUAACUUUCAAUUUAGUGCUUAAGAUCACUGUAACUUACCCCUGACACAUGCCCCAGAGGCCAGUCAUGGGCAGAGGAUGAAAAACAGGUGAAGUUGUGCACUGCAGAUUAGUAAGUAAGCACAGGUAAGCCCAUGCCUGCCUACCUUACUGAGUAAUCUGUCCCUGCCAAUCACCACCUCUUGACGACUUAUCUAAGAGAGUGCAUGCAAGUGGACAAGGAUUCUUCGUAAGAUGUAGCCUGGGACUAGGCUAUCAGUAGAAAGCUUAUACAUAACUAAUGGACAGUUUGUGGAAUCUCAGUGUCAAAAUGAUUUGUAUUUGUUUUCUACCCUUCCCACCCUUAGGUGUUCAAUUUUAUUUUCUUGUGCCUUCAUUUGUGUUUGAUUCAAAACAGAGCAAAAAACCAGAGUCAGAUCUGAUUGAAAAAGUUUGAUUUGUGCCGAUGCACUAUGCAGUCGAAGCAUAAAUGAAGUUUAAACCUUGAGUCUCCUUCCAGCUCUGGCAGGUGCUGAUGACCCCAUGUAUCUACAGCCUGGGCUCUGCCCUCUUCCAGGUGCUGGACUCUCGAUUUCUUACAGAGCCUGUGCAGUGAUUUCUCCAUAGUCAAUGCUGGAUUAUCUUUUAGGGUGUCACUGUGCAUUUAGGUUUGAACAUGACUGAGCUCUAAAGCCAAAUAUAAAUUUUUCUGGAAUUAUUCAUUAGUUUGAAGUACCCAUUCCCAUUGCUUUAAGUAGCAUAGUUGGCCAUAUCAGAUUAUGUUUGGAGAAACGUGUUGAUACUUGAUGCUUACUUUUAGGUAUACGUAAUGAGGUUAAUUCUGUGGAUUUAGGGCAAAACGGUAUUGUCUAAGCAGAAAAUUAAAAGAAUGAGGGUUUGUUUCUUCUCCUGGGACUUUUUAUUGGAAAAUCAGUAAUUGCAGUGGUCUGCUGUGCUGCACAUUGUCCCCACCUGAAGGUGUGUUGUUUUCCGAUGGCGGACAGGCAGCCACCUGCAGUGCUGCUGCAGAUACCGCUGGGCUCUCUGGUGGAGAUGUGGCAGCGAAAACAGACGGAUGAUUUGGAGACAGUAGCCUUUUCCUGUGUAACUGAAUGAGCAAUAGAGGUGUGUGUGAAUGCAGAGUGAAUUUCCUUCUGCACUAAAUGGGCUUGAGGAAGUUUUCCCAGGAGUGAUUGUCGGCUCUGGGUACUGAGUGGUUUGAGGGUGGGUUGGGGAAGAGGUGAUGCUAUAUUAAGGGGUCUUAGCAAGGAAAAGGAUAGAGCAGGGUGGUAGAUUUAGUGUCCUUGAACAAAUGCCAUUUGAGUCUUUAUUUAAAAGGCUGAGUCCAUUUAGUUUGGAAGGGCACUGUAACCUGGCAUACUAUGUCAUAAUUUCUCCUGCCCCAAAAGAGGGUGUGCAGGUACUGGCCUGCCUGGAUCAGCCUUGUUUAAAUGUCUAGGAAGCCUACUGGAACAGUAAGAGUAAACAUUACAAGCAGACAGGGCUGCAAAGGGCAUAGGGUUAUUUCAAAAGUGGGCACGGGCUUCUCAGCUGUAGGCACUUAUCUGUAUAGAUUCCCAAAGCCUGUGCCUGUUGAAUGAAGGAGACUUGCUGCCACAGCUGGGGAUUUGGGGAAAGUAGGCAUUAGUAAUGACAACAGAAAAAGGAAUCAUUCCCCCUCAAAGCUAGUUGUUUUGUCAUUUUUUUUUUCACCUGGUCGCUUACUACAUAUUUUUUUCAAGUAGGGAAAACUAGUUAACUUGGGAAUCCCAACUCAAAUCCUUAUACACAAAAGCCGAGUAAUGCACUUAUUUUUCCCAGACUCUUCACUUGGCUGUAGGUACGGUUGACGUUCACCUUGUAUUCCUGGAUCUUUAGUCCUUCUCCAUGCAACUGGAGGCGGUCUCUCUUUUUUGGUGUUUGUUUCCUUUUCUCAAUCAUGUUGUGAGGCCUUGAAGAGAGUGUUAAGGUAAAAGCAUCAAGUUAGAAACAUAAUUUUCAUACAGACAUAUAGUGAGUAUGAGUCAAAGGUUUCUAUUUAACUCACUGAGAAUGACAAAGCUACUUCAAAGGAAGAUUCAAGAAACUGAUAAAAGAGUAGGAAAAAAAAUGUUGGGUAAAAUUGCAAGAUUACAUACUUUAAACUGAUUAAUGCCUCACAGAGCAAUAAUACCAUACAUAACCUUUGAGGUUAUCUUUUACCACACAAAAAUCAUUCAUACCUUAUUAAUCCAACUUCCCAUCUGGGUGCUAAUUGAUAGUAAAGAAUAGGUUGAACAAAGUUCCAUUCCCUCUUGGAGACUCAUACUGAGACUUUGCUGAAAUCCCCCUGUCAUGGAAAACAGGUAUGGUUGAUCACCCUAGCCUUAGAUGACCCGUAGGCAGGCUUUUCUCUGCUCUAGUGUGACCUUGAAAGGUCAUGCAAUAAUCUUUUUGCCUUAUUUCCAAGUUUUGGAUAAUUUUUCUUAAAAAGAAAGAUGUAGUAGGGAACUUAGUUACCCCAGAAGUGUUGGGUAGCCGUGCUUCACCCAUCAGACCAAUCACCAGACUGUAAGAGGGCUCUGUCUGACGUCAGCACUCAUGAAGCUCCUUUCUGCUUGUUGAGUUAUAAUGAGGUAUGGACACACACUGUCCUGGUAGUUUCUAGAAGUGAUUUUUCUGGCUAAAAAUUAGCUCUCACUUAAAGUGCACUACUUAACAAUAUUGACUACAUUGCUUAUGUGAGAAUGUCGCAUAUUUGCUGUCCGAGAUAAAAGUGAGUGGUAAUUUUAUUUUCAGCUAGAGCGAGUUUAUUGUUCAGGUAACUUGGUGGUGGAAUGAAAAUGUAAUGCAGAUUUGACUUGCUGGUAUCUGCCAUUUUGUUGAAUGUGCUAUUACAUUAAAUUACUAACCUUCUUUAAAACUUGCUAUGUUUUAUUUUAGAGGGUGGAGGCAAUUGUAUUGCAUAUUGGGUGUCACUUGAAACCAGAAAAUCAUGAAGUAAAAUUUGGAAAAAGGAUUACAAUAUUUUUCAUUUAUGAAUUCUACACAUAUUGUAGGUCCAUCAAAAACAUGUAACCAUUAAAAAGGCAUUAAAAAGGAGAAUAAAAUUAUUCAACAUGAAAAAAUUCAUGAAUGAAAGAAUGAAAUUGAUCCUUUAACUUUUUUUUUUUUAAAUUUGAAGAAAGCACAACUUACCCAGGAAUGCUGUAGAAUGUUUCUCUUUUUCUAAACACAGCAUGGAACUCAGGGAACUAAUGAUUGGUGUUUAACCCUGAGUUUAGCUUUUGAGCGCUUGAAGUUUGUCUUUUUAAUGAAACUAAUUUAUGUCUUUAUAUACUAUUUCUUUGUUAAGAGUUUUCAGCAGUUUUUUAGAAGUAUGUUUCUCUGAAGGCCCUUAAAAAGACAGUCAUUGGUGUGAGAACUUUGUUAAAAUAAGUAUGAAGUAAACUUUAACAGUUCUAGUGAAGGUCUAAUCACUGUUUAAUAAAUUCUGGACAAGUGAGAAGGAGGCAGUGGACAGAGCCAUCUCUGUGCGUUAUUUCCCUGGGUGGCGCACAUGUUUAAGCGCUCGACUGCUAGACAAAAUGUUGGCAGUUCAAACCUACCCAGAGGUGCCUUAGAAGACAGGCUUGGCAAUCUGCUUCUAAAAGUUCACAGACUUGUAAACCCUAUAGUUUUACUCUGCACACAUGAGGUUCCAUAAGUCAGAAUCUACUCCAUGGCAACUAACAACAACAACAAGAAGUUCAGGUGAAAGAAUGAUUUUUUUUUUCCCCUUUUUAACUUAAAUUUAAAAAAUUUUUAAUUAUAUACCAAAGUAAUUCUACUACAUAAUAAUAUACUAAAGUAAUGGACCCAUGUGCCCACCACCCACUUAACAAUUACCAGCUCUUGAUCAGUCCUGUUUUAUUUGCACUCUUAACUCAAUGCCCCCAACUUCAUAUUAUUUUGAAGGAAAUUCCAGACAACAUGUCAUUUUAUCUGUAAUACUGGGAUAUUUGCUUCUAAAGAUAAGGAUGCAUUUUGAAUCAUAACCACAACACUACUAUCUUACUAUUUUUUCAAUUGUGUUAAAAUUGCCAAUGCAACGUUUUUUACAUGUACAAUUCAGUGCGACUAGUUACAUUGAUCAUGUUGUGCAACCUUCACCAAUAUAUCUUACUAAUUUUGAAAUUAAAAAUACCUUAACAUCAGAAAGGAUGAUUUUUUUUUUUUUUUAUUAAGCACAUAUUCCUUUGUUUCGGGCUGGGGACCUUGCUUAGGGUUGGUUUUGCUGAAUAUUAGGUAUACAAAAUAACCAUAUCUUUGGGCAGGAAAUCAGAUAUGCUUUGGUUUUGAACUUAAUGCACCUCAAGGUUUACGAGGACAUACUGUGGCAUGAGCUGUGUGUUAAGGCAGAGUUUCCAGAAAGACCUGGUUUGAGGAAAGGAAAGCUUGCAUUGUGCGCUGGCUGUUUCUGGCACUCUUUUCUGUGGCCACGUCUCCUUACAGUUAAUUCCUACGCUGUCAAUCACUUACUUUGCAUUUCGCCACCUAGCUUUCUUUCUGUGACUAGGAUGCCCCAGACUUGCUUGGUUAAGGAGCCCCUUCCUUUGGAGUGUGUAGUUAAGGAAUUGGUAUAUGUUAAUUAGCUACAGAGGUCAGGUAUACAGUAGGAAUUGGAGAAUCAGUUUUAAACCAAAAGACAACUCAGGUUUAUCUCUUUUAGAGUACUUAUAUUCUUGGUCUCUUCCAUUUACCCAGAUAAUUAAGCUUAUCUUCAUUUCAUUCCUUUCAAUUUGAGACCUUUACUAAAAAUACAAUUUAUAUAUUGAGUGUGUUUGAAUUAGACAAGAACAGAGAUGUUUCUGUUAAACUUCUGGUUUUUUUCUUUAGUUUUUGUUUUUUAUAAGAUUUUGAAGGGCCUUUGCCAACUAAAUACAGAGUGGGCCCUAGAGAUAAAUUAAAACUUCUUUUUCUCAGUUCAACUCCAAGCGUUUACUUCCAUAGUGACAAGAGAAUUCUGGUCACUUAGAGGUACUUGGGAACCCUGGUGG